AUGUUGAGCUAUCACCAUCUUUCUCCACAUCUGAAGAGGUGCUUCGCAUAUUGUGCUUUAUUUCCAAAGGACUUUGAAUUUGAAAAGAUUGAUUUGGUUAAAUUGUGGAUGGCAGAAGGUUUUGUGCAAUCAAAAGAGACGAAACGUCUUGAAGAUAUAGGAGUAGGGUACUUUGAUGAUCUCUUUAUGAGGUCUUUCUUUGAGCUAUCUAAUCAUCCUUCUGAAUCCAACAAACCAACAUGGCCAUACUAUGAUGAAUUCUCUUACGAAAAAGCACAAUUUGUAUUCAAAUUACGGUCCUAUCAUAAUGGAAAAGCCGAUGAAUAUUUUUCCCAAAAUGAUAAUUUAAGAUCAUCAAAUUUGUUUGUGAUGCAUGAUCUCAUCCAUGAUUUAGCACAAUUUGUUUCAAGUGAGAUAUAUUGUAGAAUAGAGGACGGUAAGUCAUCCAAAAUUUCUGCAACAACUCGUCACUUGUCUUAUCAUAUGGAUGGCCCAAUGAAAAGUUUCAGUGACACCAAAGAAACGAAGAGCUUACGCACCAUUCUAUUUUCCGAUGAAUUUUUCUCAUCUAAGCCAUAUUUACCCACUACACACCAACACCUACGUGUACUUCGUUUGGUUGGCUGUUCAAUUUGUGAGUUGCUUCAUUCAAUUGGAAAUUUGAAACAUCUAAGGCUUCUUGAUCUCUCGAGUUGGACUGAAAUUGAGAGUUUACCUGAUUCAAUUGGAAGUUUGUACAAUUUACAAACGUUGAUCUUAAGUUGGUGCCAGCAGCUUAGAGAGUUACCAAAAGAUAUGGGUGACCUCGUCAACCUUCGCCAUCUCUUCCUCCCCGAUCAAUUUUCAGGGAUCGAGAAAAUGCCAUUGAGAUUUGGAAGUUUGACUAAUCUUCAAACAUUAACUGAAUUUAUUGUGGCCUUGCAUACUAGUGACUCUGGUAGAAUUGGAGAAUUGAGGAACUUGUCCCAACUCCGGGGGACCCUAAAAAUUUCAAAUUUGGAAAAUGUUGGCAAUACCAGGCCAGAUGACAUUGAAGCCAAUUUAAAGAAUAAACCACACCUUCGUGAGUUACAGUUGUGCUGGAGUGAUUAUGAAAGCAAAGAUAGAUUUCCUAACUCACGAAAUGAAAAAGUUGAGGAGAAUGUACUUGACCAACUGCAACCCCACACCAAUAUUGAAAUGCUAAGAAUUGUCAGUUAUGGUGGUACAAGAUUUCCAAGUUGGGUAGGCCACCGUUCCUUCUCAAAUUUGGAGGCUGUUAUACUCCUUGAUUGUCAUAAUUGCAUGGUCUUGCCUUAUCUAGGGCAAUUGUCCUCUCUCAAAUUCCUCAUGAUCGACGGUUGCAGUGCUCUAAAAAUAACAGGUGAUGAUGAUUCAUCAGUGAGUAAGAAAUUCCAAUCAUUGGAGACACUGAUUAUUUAUCAUAUGACUGAGUGGGAGGAGUGGCUUGAGGUGGUUGAAGAAGAACAUGAUGGAGAAGAUUUCCCUUGCCUGCAUAAGCUAACAAUAAGAGAUUGCCCCAAGCUGACUACUGUCUCUCACCGCUUUUCUAGCCUGGUAACAUUGACAGUAGAAAAUUGUAAUGAACUAAGAGAACUUCCUAGGAUCCUUCCUUCAUUGCGGCAACUCAAGAUUGAAGUAUGUGAAAAAUUACUUGUCCUUCCGAGCCUUCCAUCCAUUCAGAGUUUGCUACUAUAUGAAUGUCACCAGAUAACAACUUUGUUUGGCUCUCAGCAUCCAUCAUCACCAUCAUCAUCAUCAUCACCGCAUGUUUGUGUUUCCAACAUCGAGGAAGAUGGUGAAGGAGAAUUCCGUUGCCUACGUGAGCUAUAUAUCUUAUGCUGUUCCAACUUGAGAAAAUUACCACGCACCAUUCCUUCCUUGGUGAAACUCAGGAUAGAAGAUUGUGAGGAACUCUCUUUCCUUCCGAUGCUUCCAUCAAUCGAGAAAUUGGUGUUGAAGCAAUGCAACAAAUUGGAAGUUGGGAAGGUGUCAGAAUUCUCAUCACUUUCCUACUUGUGCAUGAAAGAUGUUUCAAAUCUCUCGUCGCUACCUUGUGGAUACUUCCGAUCACCGACAGCACUUCAACAAUUAGAAAUUUAUUCCUUCAAUGAGCUGAUGAUGGUUGGACUUCAACACCUCACUUCACUUAAGCGUUUGGUCAUUAGCAACUGUCCUAAACUUUUGUCCUUCUUGCCAGACAAUGAUGAGGAGGAGGGAGAGGGGCUGGACCUUCCUUCUUGCAUUGAAUAUUUGGAUCUUUCCUAUUGUGACAGCCUGAAGAAGCUACCACAGAGCCUGUACAACCUCCAUUGCCUUAAAGAACUAAUAAUUAAAGGGGAUGUAGGACUCGCAUGCUUGCCUAAGGGGCUGGACAAACUCACGUUACUCCAGAAAAUGCAGAUUUCAUAG
Messenger RNA from Macadamia integrifolia, 2412 nucleotides. Its product is annotated as putative disease resistance RPP13-like protein 1. The coding region runs from base 1 to 2412 and encodes 803 amino acids. The transcript has a single exon. The record is from RefSeq and is a predicted model, not a curated record. NCBI's taxonomy places the organism in Eukaryota, Viridiplantae, Streptophyta, Magnoliopsida, Proteales, Proteaceae.